AUGAUUUUCCUGGCAGCCUGCAAGAUGCAGCAGCGGCUCGUUGCCAGGCGCCGCACUGUGCGCAGACAAGCGCCUAGCGCCCAAGUGCGCGGCCCUGCGAUGCACACGCCCGGAAACAACGGCGAAGCCUUCCACCAAAGGCGCAGAGCAAGCAUGAGACUCAGAAGACCACAGGAGCUGAGGUCCCUCGAAGGCCCUUGGUUCCCAGGCUCCGUGUUGGUGAUCUUCGUAUCGCAUGUCCUGACCGUAGUGUUUGCACAGUCUGCGGUCUGGGCAGCUGAGAUGGGGUCAUCAUUCUGCCUGGCUUGUUCCAUCGGUGCCAUUGUUAACCUGCAGAUGCUGAACAAGAGCAUCCUGUACCACGACGGCGCGCACGGCCUCCUCCACGGCCGAUGGAAUGCAGAGUUCGCCUUCAUCCUCUCCGCAUUGACGUCGUCAGCCAUUGGUUUCCAGGAAAGCGAAGAGCAUGCCGAGCACCACAGGAACACCUACUCUAGCCAGGACCCAGAUGCACAGCAAUUCAUUACGGAGCCUGAAGGAUGGAAGCGUCCACUUUGGCUGGCUUGUGCUCCACUUAUACGGGCAUUGAAGCUGGUUUCAGAGGAGUGGCCAACCUCGCUGCUAAAAUUUCCUCAUCAUUCUCUCUAUAUUGCAUCCAGCCACCUUCUGCUCUCUUGCCUUCUUGGCUGCCAGGUGACAGCCAUGCUUUUGACAGCCUGGUGCUUCCGGGACUGGACACCUGCCGGCCUUCUUUCGCAAGCAGAGCACUUCACGUGGAGUGAUAAUCAGCCAACCUGGUCCACCUACAGCUUCCGGCAAGGCGUUUGGUGUCCUUUUGGCAUCCGUUGGUUUGAGCUGCUCAUGGGCAACCUCAUGUACCACGUGGAACACCAUGACUUCCCGAGGGUCAGCUGGUGGCAUUUGCCGCACCUGCCUGAAUUGUUUGAGGAUGACUACGCUCAAUUGACGACCUUUGACUUAGGCAAUUAUGCCUGGGAGUUCUACGUGCGCAAGACAUUGAGCUUCAACCAAGCCUUUCACUGGUAG
This is a messenger RNA of Symbiodinium pilosum, 1047 nucleotides long. NCBI's taxonomy places the organism in Eukaryota, Dinophyceae, Suessiales, Symbiodiniaceae. The record is from the annotation of a GenBank genome assembly.